UCGGCUGGUUCCGCCUCUCUCCUCCCGACCAGACUCUGCUGUUCCCGUCACGGAGCGUUCAAGUGGAGGAGGAGAGAAGAGGAGCAGAGGAGCAGAGCGGAAGAAUAAAAGGAGUCAACCAUAGUUAAACAUUGACUUCAGACCACCAGCGGAAAGUGAACGCGGCGCGACUCCGGCAGCUCUGACGUCGACAGCAGAGUCCAUGUAGAGCCAGUUCUCCCCGGUCUGUGGUGUCAACACACGGCUGGAGUUGUGGCAUUGCGCCGGGAGCGACGGAGCAGAGCAGAGGGAGAGAAAGAAAGAGAGAAGGGGCUCUCCUCCCUGUCUGUGGACGGAGAGAGUGUUGGCUUCAGUGGAAGGAGACCCGGCGACACCUGAGUGCACGUUACCCGGCCAGUGUUCUUUAACCCAGGAUGUCUUCAAAGCCUCACAGUGCCAAUAACAUCGCCAAUGCCCGGCGGAUGGUGCAGCAGCUGAGAAUAGAGGCAAGCAUUGAGAGGAUAAAGGUUUCCAAGGCCUCUGCAGACCUCAUGAACUACUGCAGCGACCAUGCGAGGAACGACCCUCUCCUCAUGGGCAUCCCUGCCUCAGACAAUCCCUUCAAGGACAAAAAACCCUGCACUAUAUUGUAGUGGAUGCCACUUAGCCUCUUAUGUGUUUAUUUUUGCUCAUUAAUGUUGCUGUAUGUCUUUGUUUUGGGAGGUGUGAGGGAUUUUCUCAAAGGUCUUAAAUAAUGAGGUGUUCUGUGGCUGCACUGUUGGCCACAUAUUGGUAUUAUUCACUGAAACGAUUGACCACGGCACAGCUCGAGCUCUGACCACCGAUGAGUCUUUGGCUGCAUGAGUUGUGAUGGCAUCAGGUACAUAAUCAUCGACCGCAGAUGCUGUUUUCUGAAUACGUGAACAGCUCUGACUUUCCUCAGUGGUGGAUUUUGUCCAUCAUCUGUCGCACACACAGUCUCAUCUGUACUAGCAUGUAGCUGUUGUUGCCUUUCUGAUUUCAUACAGUCAACGUUUCCCUCCCGUCCUUGAGAAGUUUAUUCCAAGAUGGAUAAUCAUUUCUCCCAACAGUAUGUUACAGAUUUGAAUACAAGGUUUACAUUGGUCUUCUACUCAAAUGUUACCAUUAUGUAUCUUUGAUUAGGGCAGUAAAUUCAAACUACAGUAAAUCAAAGUAUUCUGCCACCCAUCACUUAUUUCACCAGCUUCCUGUCUGUUAUUUGCAAUAUGGUCACCAUGAUACAGUGUUGUCUUCAGCUGAUUCAAUCAAGCACCGGGUCCCAUAUUAUCUUUAAUCCCUAUGUUCUCUGAAAGUGUAUAAGCGUCAUGUUGAAGAAUCUGACUUUUACUAGAAUUAAGUUGUAAUUUUUCUAGAAUAAGUUUUUAGGCAGCGUUUCAUGUUUGAGGGAGAUGUGGAGUAUCUUGUUAUAAGUUAUACUUAU
Paralichthys olivaceus (Japanese flounder) is the source of this 1441-nucleotide messenger RNA. It is a transcript of the gene gng12a, whose product is annotated as guanine nucleotide binding protein (G protein), gamma 12a. Gene Ontology annotation, biological process: G protein-coupled receptor signaling pathway. Gene Ontology annotation, molecular function: G-protein beta-subunit binding. Gene Ontology annotation, cellular component: heterotrimeric G-protein complex. The record is from RefSeq and is a predicted model, not a curated record. Lineage: Eukaryota; Metazoa; Chordata; Actinopteri; Pleuronectiformes; Paralichthyidae.